AUGGAGUGGCCAGCAUGUACGGACGAGUACGAGAAGCUCGUAAAUCGCAUGAGCACUCCCAGGGUCGUCAUAGAUAAUGCCGUGUGCUCUACUGCAACAAUAGUCAAGGUUGAUAGCGGCAGAAAACAUGGGAUUCUUUUGUAUGCCGUACAAGUGCUUUCUGAUCUGAACCUUUCAAUUAAGAAGGCUUACAUCUCCUCUGAUGGCAGGUGGUUCAUGGAUGUUUUUCAUGUCACUGAUCAAAACGGAAACAAGCUAACCGAUGAGAGCGUUUUGAGAUAUAUUGAACAGUCCCUUGGCGGAAUUCACAGUGGGAAUACCAAUGACUUAAAUGGUCUCACUAUCCUUGAAUUAACCGGCACGGACCGCGUUGGUCUUCUUUCGGAGGUAUUUGCUGUACUAGCUGAGCAGCAAUGUGAUGUUGUUGAUGCUAAGUUUUGGACUCAUAAUGGCCGGAUUGCCUCCUUAAUCUAUGUGAAGGACAGCAAUGCUGGGUCUCUUAUGGAGGACUCUCAGAGAAUUAGUACAAUUGAAGCACGUUUAAGAAAUGUUUUAAAGGGUGACAAUGAUAUUAGAAGUGCAAAAACUUCCAUCACUGAUGCCGUUGUGCACACCGAAAGAAGGUUGCACCAAAUGAUGUACACUGACCGUGAUUACCAGAGGAAUCCCAUUUUCAAGUUUACUUCCGAUACCCCAAUAGUCACGGUCCAAAAUUGGGCGGAAAGGGGUUAUUCAGUUGUCAAUAUUCAGUGCAAGGAUCGAAUUAAACUUUUGUUUGAUGUCGUGUGCAAUUUGACUGACAUGGAAUAUGUUGUGUUCCAUGCAACUAUUAACACAACAGUUGACCAAGCGUAUCUGGAGUUUUAUAUAAGACACAAGGAUGGCACCCCAAUUAGUUCAGAACCAGAACGUCAUCGUGUGAUUCAAUGCCUGCAAGCUGCAGUGGAGAGAAGGGCAUUUGAGGGUGUUAGGCUAGAGUUAUGCAUGAAAGAUAGACAGGGGCUUCUUGCUGAAGUGAUGAGAACUUUUCGAGAGAAUGGGCUGAAUGUGACAAGGGCUGAGAUAUCUACCAUUGGGGACAUGACAUCAAAUGUUUUUUAUGUAACGGAUGCGAUAGGAUACCCUGCUGAUCCAAAAAUCAUCGAAUCUGUUAGGCAGAAAGUUGGGUUGAGCAAUUUAAAAGUGAAGGAGGUAGCAUUGGUAUGCCAUGAGAAGGCAGAAAGGGAAGAUGAAGCAGUUGGGGUUGGUGGGGCAGUGUUGCUGUGUCUGGGGAGCCUGGUGAGAAGGAAUCUUUACAAUUUGGGUUUGAUAAAAUCGUGUUCUUGA
Messenger RNA from Sphenostylis stenocarpa, 1326 nucleotides. NCBI's taxonomy places the organism in Eukaryota, Viridiplantae, Streptophyta, Magnoliopsida, Fabales, Fabaceae. The record is from the annotation of a GenBank genome assembly.